AUGUUUCCUUGGUCUGGAACAUUUUCUCUGGAGCCCCAGCGUCCUAGUCAGCGCUCGCCUGCAGAGAUGGUCACCCAUACACUCAUGCAGGAGUUGAGCUCUUUGCUGAAGCGCACCGAACGCUUAUGUCAGGAAAGGGCAGCCGAGAUUCGCAGACGCAGCUCCUGUGUAGACUACAGCUGGCUGGCAGCGACACAGCAGAAGCCCUCUUAUGAGAUCAUGCCUGGAGAGCUGCUGGAACUUCAAGAACUCUGCUUAAAGAUCCCUCCUUCUCAGUGUGGCCCUGUCAUUCUCAGACUAAGGAAGUUAGUGACAGAGUUGGAACCAGAGGUGACAGAAGUGCCACGACUCUUCCGCCUGGUACUCUGUGACUGUCUGGAUGAGCAGAAUGAAGACUUAACCUUCAGGGGGAGAUCUCUUCAGGCUCGAGCUAUCUUGUGGAGCCAGCAUCGUAGUAAGAGUGCCUUUUCAAUUGGCCUCUCAAAGCACAAGUACUUCAGAAACCGCUGGAGCAGAGGAGCAACAGGGAAGAAUAAAGAGACAUUGUGUGAAGAGGAUGAGGCGUGGGCCAAAGACGAAGAGCUUGGAGUGCUGGUCCCACUUCAGCGGAGAGUCAAGAGUAUGCCUGAUUUUAGUUCCAUAGAGGAGAGGGCACAAAUCUGA
Molecule: messenger RNA, 663 nt
Organism: Clarias gariepinus (North African catfish)
Lineage: Eukaryota; Metazoa; Chordata; Actinopteri; Siluriformes; Clariidae
Product: protein RD3
Exons: 2
Coding region: 1-663 (220 amino acids)
Source: RefSeq, a predicted model, not a curated record